UGUGUGUUUUUGUAAUUUUGUGUGUUUUUGGUAUGUUUUUGUGUUAAAAAUGUUGAUCCAGUAAAUCAAAUAUAGGUCAUAUCAGUGAGGUUGUGCUGAAAACAAUAAUACCAACACGACAUGGGGAAAACUUUUAAAGUUUUUCAUACAGGAAGAAUGAAAAAAAGGAGUCAAAAAAACGACAAAAUAGCCUCAAACCCCAAAAUGUUAAUAGAGUGAAAGCCAAUUUAUUAUGGCUGAUAUUGGUCAGUGGUAAAUGGGUGGGACCUUUUUUUAAUCAGUUAUCAGGAGUAGCAGUGCCUCUGGUCUGACUGCUCCUUUAUCUGGACUCUGCUCACCAGAAUGCUUCAUUUUCACUUUUCUUUCAUGGGAAAUAUCUCGUUUUCCUCCCAGUACUGGAGCUGUUUCUAUAUUUACAGGCCAACUGAAGACAGUGCUGUUUAAUUAUUGUCCUUUCAGACAACAUGGCGCAACAUGUCCACCCACUAGAUGGAGAUAUCUACAGGAAGACCUCCCCCAUGCCCAAGGGGACCCCAAAGGUCAAAGGUUACGACUUCAACCAUGGAGUGGACCACAGCGCCCUGCUCAGGUCCUACUGCUCCACCGGCCUGCAGGCCACCAGGGUCGGCCUGGCCAUCCACGAGAUCAACAGCAUGAUCGAGAAGCGUCAGCAGCCGUUGCAGGUGGUGAACGGACAUGGAAACGAGGACCCGUCCACCUGCCCCUGCCUCAUGAGCUGCACCAUCUUCCUCAGCUACACCUCCAACCUCAUCAGCAGCGGAGUCAGGGAGACCAUCCGCUACCUGGCAGAGCACAGAAUGGUGGAUGUGUUGUCGACCACAGCUGGCGGUAUCGAGGAGGAUCUGAUGAAGUGUUUGGCUCCGGCUUACAUCGGAGACUUUUGUAUGUCCGGCAAAGAUCUGUGGGACAAAGGCCACAACAGGAAUGGAAACACUCUGGUGCCUGAAGAAAACUAUGAAAAAUUUGAUGCGUGGCUGAGACCGAUCCUGAAGCAGAUGCUGCUGGAGCAGGAGACUCAGGGCGUUCGCUGGACUCCGUCGAAGAUGAUCCGUCGUCUGGGGAAGGAGAUCAACCACCCUGAGUCGGUGCUCUACUGGGCCUACAAGAAUAACAUCCCGGUGUUCAGCCCGGCCCUGACCGACGGAGCUAUAGGAGACUUGUUCUACCUCUUCUCAGCUGACAACCCCGGCUUGAUACUGGACAUAGUGGAAGAUGUUUCGAAGGUGAACAACCUGGCGGUAGCUGCUAACAGCGUGGGGAUGAUCGUGUUGGGAGGAGGCGUAGCUAAACACCACAUAUGCAACGCCAUCUCAUGGAGGAGUGGCGCUGACUUUGCCGUGUACGUGAACACGGCUCAGGAGUUUGAUGGUUGUGACUCGGGGGCCCGACCUGACGAGGCCGUGUCCUGGGGCAAGAUCCGCUCCGACGCCAGACCCGUAAAGGUGUUUGCAGAUGCUUCUAUUGUUUUCCCCUUGUUGGUGGCAGAGACCUUUGCAGCUCACGCUAAUAAGACAGUGGCCUGAAAUGUUUUGGAAACACGUUUAUUUUGUUGUUCUUUUCUUUUGUAAACUGGCUUUUUUUUUUUUUUUUACUAACUAAGGCAAAAUUGUGGGAUGAAAAGCAAAAUUAUAAGAUAAAGAGCAAAAAUUAAUGUACAUGGUUUUGGCUUUCUGUAUGACAGUUUGAGAAUAUAUAUACCAACAAAAAAAAAAGAAAAGAAAAGAAAAACAAACAAACCAAAACAACUCAUGUUUGUGUGUCUGGAUGGAUCUCACACUAACUCAAAUGUCUAAAAAUAAAAUAAACUGCUGUUAUUAAUAACUUGUUCUUAAGUGUUAAACAUAGUGUGUGUGUGUGUGUGUGUGUGUGUGUGUGUGUAAAACUGUCAUCAGAAUGUAUUGAGUGUUUAUGGUGUUGUGUGCUGUGUGAUUCUGGGUGAUUUAAAUAAAACUGGUGUGAUUUAACUUGACUCUACUUCCUAGUUUUGUACCUAAUAGUUGGGUCAUCUAUAGCAGUUCCGUGACCGUGGAGAGCGAAGGUUGGUUUCUCACUGGAUUUGUCAUCUAUAAGGGUUAAAUAAGAAAUUGAGCCGGGGUGCCCCUCUCAAAAAUGUGGGGAAAAUUUUUGAGAGCCCUUAAUCCAAAAUGGCUACCGUCAGCCAAGCUGGCAAUAUCUUUUCAAUGGUUUGGACCACAGUACUGCAUAAUACAUGGUUUCUGAGACUAUUUGGGUCAAGAAAUUCAUAAAUGAUGUAAAUUUAUUGAUUUGACCUAUUUUUGACCCAAAUUCAUGAUGGCCGCCAAUUUUUGGCUCUUUAAAUGUCCAUUUUUCAAAAUCGUCAUAGAGCCUUAAUAUUAGGCUCAAAUGAAAGCUCUGCUCAUACUGAGUUCAGUUAUGG
Centropristis striata (black sea bass) is the source of this 2419-nucleotide messenger RNA. RefSeq names its product deoxyhypusine synthase-like. Gene Ontology annotation, cellular component: cytoplasm. The record is from RefSeq and is a predicted model, not a curated record. The coding region runs from base 465 to 1544 and encodes 359 amino acids. Gene Ontology annotation, biological process: peptidyl-hypusine biosynthetic process. Gene Ontology annotation, molecular function: deoxyhypusine synthase activity. The transcript has 9 exons. NCBI's taxonomy places the organism in Eukaryota, Metazoa, Chordata, Actinopteri, Perciformes, Serranidae.